Molecule: messenger RNA, 153 nt
Organism: Chaetomium globosum CBS 148.51
Lineage: Eukaryota; Fungi; Ascomycota; Sordariomycetes; Sordariales; Chaetomiaceae
Exons: 2
Coding region: 1-153 (50 amino acids)
Source: RefSeq, a predicted model, not a curated record
AUGGGUGAUGUCUUCCUGCUCCUGCUGCCGGCGCCGGCCCGGGAACGCGAACGGAUCGCGUCCGUCAAGGAGGUGCAGGGUAGGUCGGUUGGUCAGCGACCCAAGGUUUCGCGCUGGGAAACGGAAAAGGGGCUCCACUGGCAUAAUGAGUAA